Thermothelomyces thermophilus ATCC 42464 is the source of this 1165-nucleotide messenger RNA. RefSeq lists its product as uncharacterized. The record is from RefSeq and is a predicted model, not a curated record. Gene Ontology annotation, molecular function: serine-type endopeptidase activity. Gene Ontology annotation, cellular component: membrane. NCBI's taxonomy places the organism in Eukaryota, Fungi, Ascomycota, Sordariomycetes, Sordariales, Chaetomiaceae. Bases 200 to 1021 code for a protein of 273 amino acids. The transcript has 5 exons.
CUAAUUCAACUAUUAUUUUCUCACUGCUGCGCCGUGCCGCGCCGUUCGAUUUGACAGAUCGCGUCCCAAUCCCUGCGCCCCGCGUGAAUUCACAAUACCAGCACCGAGAACCGAACGGAUAUCGUGGCGCUUGUUUUCUUUGGUUUCAGGCGAGAGGGGCACGCACAAGCGCGCGCAUACACCGAGAGAGAGAACCGAGAUGCCGAACAAUCCGGCCCACAUGCUAAAGCUCAACAUCGGGCGAACUAUCGCCUACAUCGACCGGCUGCCGCUCUUCACACGGCUGGCGAUAGUGCUGAUGGUCGGACUUGAAGCCCUCUGUUUGCAGCCAUGGUGGGACGUCAAGGCGUGGGGCAGGCUUGAACCAGACUUGAUAAACUUGUCGACCAUGUAUCGGACUAAUACAUUCCCACUCCUUCACGUCAAUGUGUUCCACCUAGCUAUCAACCUGCUUGGCGUGGUCCCGAUGUUGGAGCGUUUCGAGGUUGAGCAUGGUACACUCACUUCGUUGGCCCUAUUUUUCGGCGCGCUCUCGACAAUACCCGCUUUAAUAUAUGUGGGAAUUGAAAGGUUCCUUCUACAGAAGAACACCCCGAUCAUAGGAGCCAGUAUCUGGGGCUUUCUCCUGCUCGGAGCUGAAGCCAUCCGGCAGAAUAAGAAGAGCCCGUACUUGGUCAUCAGCGGACAGCCCACGAUCCCCACCUGGACCUGGCCCAUCGUGAUGUUGUUCGUUGUCGCGCCGUUGAUGCCCGGAAGUAGUAUGCUUGGGCAUGUUUGCGGAUUGCUUGUUGGGUAUAUAUUUGGGAUGGGAUACCUUAAGUUUCUUGCCCCUCCAGAAUGGGCGCUACGAUUCAUUGAAGGGAAGCUUAACCUCAGAGUGAGGCUUCCCUAUUACGUGAGCGUAGACCAAAAGACGUAUGGUCGGUUUAGUGUGCUUCCAUUAAGCAACUUGGCGGCGGCGCCAGCGGUUACCCCAGGACUGGCGGUUGGCAAUCAGAGGCUGGGGCCUGCGCCCGAAUAGAGGUGCCUUGUUUUGCAGACACAUACGAGAUGUUUUAUGAAUUUGUCUUGGUGAAUGGAUGAUGUAUUAUCAGGCUAUACAACGAUGUAUUCAUGGCUGGCCGUACCAGAGCGUAGUGUGCUUCCGAUCAUUCGUACAGUCUGG